Messenger RNA from Centropristis striata (black sea bass), 1517 nucleotides. It is a transcript of the gene col24a1, whose product is annotated as collagen alpha-2(XI) chain. Lineage: Eukaryota; Metazoa; Chordata; Actinopteri; Perciformes; Serranidae. Bases 1 to 1137 code for a protein of 378 amino acids. The record is from RefSeq and is a predicted model, not a curated record. The transcript is spliced from 14 exons. Gene Ontology annotation, molecular function: extracellular matrix structural constituent.
AUGAAGGACUUCUGGGUAGACCAGGACCUGGAGGACGACCUGGGAAAAACGCAAGGUCUAAGUGGUUUGGAUGGGUUACUAGGAGUUGAGGGUAAUGAGGGUGACCCAGGGGAUAAUGGUUUCAUAGGAGCUCCUGGAAAACCUGGCAGGCCUGGCAAAAUGGGAAAACCUGGAUCUCCUGGGAUCAGGGGAAACACUGGAACUCCAGGGUUCAAGGGGAAAGCUGGACGAAAAGGAAAACAAGGACCACCUGGACCAACAGGGCCAAAGGGUCUUCCAGGACUAAGAGGAGAGAAGGGCGAGUCUGCAGUUACUGGUCCCAAGGGGAAUCCAGGUUUACAGGGGCUGAAAGGUCGAAAAGGUCAUAAAGGAAAGCGGGGCUCGGUUGGACAGAAGGGAAUGAAAGGUGUCGAAGGCAGGAGAGGACCAAAAGGAGUGAAGGGCAAGCGUGGACCUCCACAGCCCAGGUCUGUGUCCAGGCGCUGGUCUGAAGUAGAGGAGACUGAGGAAUCCUUCAGCUGGCCUCAGGGAACCAAAGAUGAUCCUGCCACCUCCUGCUACGAGCUGGGACUCAUACAUCCACAUCUGAAUGAUGGUUACUUUUACAUGGACCCCAACCAAGGCUGUCCCUACGAUGCUGUGAAGGUUUUCUGUAACUUCACAGCAGGAGGAACAACCUGCAUUGAACCUUUACAAUCCCAGAUUAAAUUAUGUUGGGAAUCAGAAAAGAAGACAUCUGUCCAGUGGUUCAGUCAGCAGCCCAAUGGAAGCAAGUUUGAGUACCCUGGUCUGGAUGUUGUCCAGCUGAGGUUCCUGCGGUUACACAGCCACACAUCUUUCCAGCGCAUGACAAUCGGCUGUACAGCAAACCAGUCCAGUACUGCUGAAACACCUAAUUCAGCCAACAGGAUGUUUCACGUACUGGGAGACUCUGGCAACGAAAUCAUUUCACACCUCGCCAUAGUGUCCAAGAAAGGCUGUGAGGUGGAGGUGGUUGUGAUGGUUCGGGGGAGCACGGAGCUACACCGUGGUGAUAUGGAGUUACUUCCUGUCAGAGAUCUGGGUGUAGAGAUUAAGUCCUUAUGUCCCAUAAUCCCUGAGGUCACUGUUGUUUUGGGACCCCUCUGCUUCUUGUGACUGAUGAAGAGUGCGUGUGUGUGUGUGUUUUUGUGUGUGUGCCUGUGCAUGAUGAACUGUAAAUAUCUCUUUUUUAUAGAAAGCUCGGAUUUUUGGUGUCUAGAUAUUUUACAUGAACAUUUUGUCAGGAUUAAUUUGCUCAGUGCUGUACUGUUUUUGUGUAUAUUUAUUGAAUUGUUACAGGCUGAAUAAAUUGUUAGAUUUUAUCAUAUUAAUUAUAUGAACUUAUUAAAUGUUUACGUAGCACCAAAUUUAUUUGUUUAGGUGAGAUUGACUUUGAAAUGAAUGUGUUUAUAUCACAACUCAGUGUAUUCACCGUCCUCACUGGGGGAGGAUGUGUAGCACUAUCAAAAUAAAAUGACGACAUUGAUCAUGUGUAA